ACCUUGCGGCGUCCGCUCCGCCCGCCACAGCGAAAUCAAAACAAACAAUUUGAAAAACAACGGACCACAAUUCAUAAUUUAUUAAAUUUAACUUUCUUCGACCUGUUCAGUGUUAGUAUUUGUGGAUUAUUCGAUCAUGGAAGCAUUUAAUGAGAUAUGUGACGAAGAAUUUAUUCCUUUCCUGCAAAGCCUCGGCGUAGAAACGUAUAAAAAAUCCUUUGAAUGGAUGCUGAAUGAGAAGGAUUUUGCGGACAUACUUAGAUGGUUAUACCAUAAUUUAGACCAUAACAACGCGCUCAGUGCACGAGAAGAAUGCAGAUAUGCAGAAAUAGAGAAACAGGGCCAACUAAUGUCUUCAGAAGAUUUAGAAAAGUAUUUGAUGAAUUUACAAAAUGAAUAUGAUGGCCUCUGUCUGCCGGGUGAUAAGGAUGCCAUAGAAUAUGUCAAAUUUGACAUUAACAUGCUGAAAGAAAGAUUGCACAUGCUGGAAAAACACGAAGAAGCUUUAGAAGAUCUCUUAAAACAGAAUGAUCUGGUAAAAGAGGAGUUAAAUCAGGAGGUGACAAAACUCCAUUCGGCUGAGCAACAGUGCGCUGAAGAUGAAUCUACUGUGGCUGAAGAGUGCAUCAGUCUGGCUAAUGAAGUGGAAAAUAUCACUGAGGAAGUUAUAGCUGUGGUCGCUGAUACUUUGGACUUAUACAGAAACACUGCAGGAAAUAAGGAUGUAUCAAAAAAAUUCUUCACUUUCGGUCCAUUUGAGUCAUACAGGCAGACACAAGCAUUGUUCCGGUCUCACUUCGACUUGUACACCAGUAAAAAGUUCAGCGGGCGACAGAAUAACAAUGUAACUGAUGAGGUUUUGAGAGCAACACUUGUCGGUGCUAAGAGCAUGGAAGAUAGGUUAUCGGAUGCUAUGUUGAUGUAUAUUGAAGCAAAAGCUGAGCUGUCAGGACAGCAAGCGAAAUUAGCCCUUGUAUCUAAUUACAGCAAUGUCCAUCCUAGUCAAAUUGUUUCGUUAUCUAUGGAGGCUCAGAGUGCCAUAGAGCUAUUGGAACAAGAGGAAUGCAUCCUACUGCAGCAGAUUCAGGAUUCUGUGAAGGACUUGGUAGAUUAUCGCACCCGACUUGCUGUGGAGACCACUGCUAGGACUGCUUUGGCUGUCAGAGAACAGUUGCUUACCGACAUAAGUAAUCUUCAAGAAGCGACCCAGCGCGCCUUAGCCUUAGAUCGCGCGCUAUACUUCGCGCUGAGGCAUGAACUUCGCACACUCCACGAGGUGAUACAGUUCGCUUCACAUCUGCGACAAUAUGUCACCGCCCACAACGACGCGGUUGUCAGCAGAAUCGAAUCGAUGAACAUGAUAGCUUUAGAACAAGCAGCGUCGGAAGAGAAGCUUCGAACCUGUGACCCUCUAAUCACUGCACUCUGCGAUAUGCUGUCUCUGCCGCCCAAUAGUGAUGCGGUAGCGUUGGUUAAAGCUUACAGUGAGCUACAUAACACAAUUAAAGAAUUUGGCGGCGAUAUAGAAGAUAUGUUUAAGAAGAAAGAAGCAGUUUUGGAAGAAAUCCGCGUUGCCAGUCUUCCCUUGAAACAAUCUGUCUACGAAGGUUGCACUAAACAGCCACGCGUCUACGACGCGGGCGCCGCGUCGCUACAACAUCGCCUUCAACAAGAACUUCAGAAAACUGACAGCAAAGUGCUCGCUGUCAGCUCCCUGUAUACGCAAGUCAAGAAUGACGACAAACAUCACCUGAGAAAACUGUGGCAGUGGUUCAUAACAGAUCCGUCUAAACUCGCUGCGGCAGUCAAAGGAGUGCAAGGCAAAAGUUAUUUAUAAUAAUGUUUAUAACUUUCAAUCAAAAAAGUACUUUAUAUCGACCACUUAAGUACCACAGUGCCUUAAAUGCUACCACGAAAUUUAUACCGUAAAAGGAGACCCGGCACUUUUCAUAGAAAAAAUGCUAAACUUGUAUACAGUUGAAUUUGGUCUCAAAAUAAAGC
Molecule: messenger RNA, 2001 nt
Organism: Chilo suppressalis (striped riceborer)
Lineage: Eukaryota; Metazoa; Arthropoda; Insecta; Lepidoptera; Crambidae
Source: the annotation of a GenBank genome assembly